Molecule: messenger RNA, 2101 nt
Organism: Halichondria panicea
Lineage: Eukaryota; Metazoa; Porifera; Demospongiae; Suberitida; Halichondriidae
Product: serine/threonine-protein phosphatase 2A regulatory subunit B'' subunit delta-like
Exons: 9
Coding region: 123-1973 (616 amino acids)
Biological process (GO): protein dephosphorylation
Cellular component (GO): protein phosphatase type 2A complex
Molecular function (GO): protein phosphatase regulator activity; calcium ion binding
Source: RefSeq, a predicted model, not a curated record
GAACAUCCAAUCAUGUACCACGGUGGCUUUUAUAAAACACAAGCUUGUAAUUUAAUAAUUGUACAAGAAUAUUCGAUUGUGUUGACAAAGAAACUUUGAUUCUUCUACUCAAGGCAGUAAAGAUGGCGUGUGUUGAGACCUCUAUUCUAGUUCCAGACUCAAGAAAGAAAGUCGAUGAAUUGUUCUUGUUUUGGCUGUCUGAGCCGUCUACACAAGAAAUGCUGAGGAAAGAACUAGCAAAACUUCGUGGAGUCUCACAAAAUGAGCUGAACAUUGACUACCUGGACCUGUCCAUCCCUACCAGCAGCUUUACCAGUACAUUAAGACCGUCCAGCCCCAACCUGAGAGCUCCCUCUCCACCUCCUGGUCUGUCAAGAUCACCCAAGAGUCCACGAGGUAGAAGCAGAUCUCCAAAAAAGGGACACAGGUCCCCAAAAAAUCAAGAACAUGGUCUCAGCAAGAGUGUACGAGCUCAAGAUAUGCAAAAAGUGUAUGAGGAGAAUGUAGAUGAAGUCGACUUUGCUAUACAAUCCAACGGCUCCGAAAACGAAAGCAAUUUAAUCAGCAAGCCUGCAGCUAUUGAUGUCAAGCGUCGUGGUCGAAGUCGCAGUCCCAAGCCAGCAGACCUACCCAAGGCGCCCGCUCACCAUCAAGUGAUUCCGCAGUUCUAUUUUCCCCACGGGAAGCCCAACGCUGAAGAAAAUGUGGAAGAGUGUCUUCAAAAGGCAGAGAAGAUAUUUGCGGAACAACUAAAUGGAGAACUGGGGCAGAGCCACUUUGAGGAUGUCUCUAAGGUACUCGGUGUUCCUCUGUAUUGGAAGGCGCCUCUGUUCGUUGCCAGCCUGGGUAAAGCCAAAGACAGAACCACAGUGACCUUCCCAAUGCUGCAGAAGAUGUGGAGAAGAGUGACCAGUCACUGUCACGAUGACGCUUCUCGCUUUGUGAAACUCCUGGCCACUAACGGGCAAAGCUACCUCACUGAAGACGACUUUGUCCCACUUAUUCAGGACCUGGUCAACGCUCACCCUGGCCUGGCCUUCCUCAACUCAGCUCCUGAGUUUCAUGAGAGAUAUGUGGAAACUGUGAUUGGGAGAAUCUUCUAUGAGGUGGACAAGAACUGGAAUGGCCGUAUCACUGCUAGUGAAUUAAGGAGGAGUAACUUUCUCCAGACCCUCGCCUCAUUGGAGAAAGAGAACGACAUCAACAGAGUUAUAGAUUAUUUCUCAUACGAGCAUUUCUACGUGAUAUACUGCAAGUUUUGGGAGCUAGAUACAGACCAUGAUUUGGAGAUCAAUGCUCAGGACUUGGCCAGACAUGCUGAUCAUGCUCUCCCUUCUCGAAUCAUCAAUAGGGUACUCUCUGGAGUUGUUACAAGUCAAUGUAUUGCUGACAGAAAUCGGAAGGGCUCUCAACAGGAGAACCAGAGUGCUGAGGCCAAAAUGGAGUACAAGGACUUUGUGUGGUUCCUGCUGGCAGAGGAAAACAAAACAUCUCCUCGAAGCAUAGAGUAUUGGUUCCGAGUGCUGGACAUUGAUGGAGAUGGUGUGCUGUCCCUGUUUGAGCUCGUCUACUUCUAUGAGGAGAUUCUCCAGCGACUACAGGAACUCAACAUUGACUGUCUCUCUGUGGAGAACACUGUUUGUCAGAUCCUCGAUAUGAUCAACCCCAAGGAAAUAGGCAAGAUCACUCUACGUGACCUCAAAUCGAGCAAGAUGACUCCAGUGUUCUUCAAUACUUUUGUCAAUGUUGAGAAGUACCUUGAGUUUGAGCAGCGAGACCCAGUGGCAGCUGCCAGGGAGACUGACAGCGGAGAGGCCACAGGGGAGAGCGAGUGGGACCGCUAUGCUGCAGAGCAGUAUGAGCUACUCAUACAGGAAGACUCCUACGACCAAGAAGAUUUUGAAGAAACUAAUGAGGACACUAACAGCAGUGUUGAUGAAGAGGAGCAGGAGAUACUCAACCUCUUAAGAUGAACUCACUUUCUUCCCUUAAUUGCUCAAACUAACUCUCAUUUCACUCUCAUGCAAUAAUUCUUGACUCAUGCAAUAAUUCUUGUUUUUUUCACCAUGCAAUUUCUUGUAUGAUACUGUUACUGUAUUUA